AUGAAAAACAUCAUCAGGUUAUUCUACCCAAGUCAGCAUGAGAACUGGAUACUAAUCAGAGUCUACACAGUGUACAAUUUUAUUAAAUCGUUGAUAAUCGUAUCUAAACAAAGUCUGAUCGGAGAUAUUCCACUAACCUGGAGGCAAGUGAGAGUUGUCCACGAGCUCCUCUGUUUCAGCAAUCUCCUCUUCAGACACACCGUGGUCCAAGGGGGUUCUAGGCAAGGCCAUCAUACCGGAACGGGCAAUUUCCAAAAUACCAAAUGGUUGCAACAACAGAAUAAACGAGGUGAUCCGCGAAGGCUUUGCCGACAACUCCACAAUGACAUUGCGGUCGGAAAUGUCCACCACCUUGCCGCCAAAACGCUCGGUGAUAGCAGAAAUGUGCUGCAAGUGCAGGUGCUUCUGUCUCAAGGCCUCAGAGGGCGCCAAGUUGCUUGGGUGGAAAGCACUUUCGGUGGCAGUCAAGUCUGGUACGGGGCUGUCACCACUGUGCAAGUUGUGGGCGGCAAUCAACUCCUGGAAGUACUCAGGGCCCAACAAGGAAAUACGAGCCAACAACAACUCACGCUUGACGAUCUCGGCGUUCGUGUAGUCCAACACAGCAUACACGGGCACCAAGUCCUCAAUUUGGCGACGCGCCUGCUCGACAACAGCGUCACGGCCGCCCAAAACAAUCGUCAUCCGCGACAAAUCCUUGACUUCGGUGUUGCAAACCACAAGAGAGUCAAUGUUGAAGCCUCUGGCGGCUAA
Molecule: messenger RNA, 753 nt
Organism: Clavispora lusitaniae ATCC 42720
Lineage: Eukaryota; Fungi; Ascomycota; Pichiomycetes; Serinales; Metschnikowiaceae
Source: RefSeq, a predicted model, not a curated record